Messenger RNA from Hyaloperonospora brassicae, 981 nucleotides. NCBI's taxonomy places the organism in Eukaryota, Oomycota, Peronosporomycetes, Peronosporales, Peronosporaceae. The record is from the annotation of a GenBank genome assembly.
AUGUAUCAGGACAGACCUGUGGAUGUCGUGAAGGAAUGUUACAGUAGAUGGGGAGGCAUUCCACGCUAUGUCUUGCGCCAUGCUACGUCCAAGGCACGACAAAAGGAGCUCGAUGCGACGAUUGCGGUAUCCAGUUUUGACGCAAUUCUCAGAGCAAGUGUGGAAUCAAGCAGCGCAGAGUGCGAUGCGGUGCAUCUGUUGCUCCACUUUCGUGUCCACCCUGAGCGCUUCAGUCAUGAGGGUUUUGACUUUGCAUCGAAAUACGUCGCCGAGAAAGUUUUCAGGUUGCUGUAUGCGCGUCAUUGGGUGGAGCUAAUGGGUUUCCUUGCUAUUCCGAACCAAGUUGGUGGUCGUGCAGUGUACCGGGGAGCCUUGUUCGAGCGAUACGCGCACGCAGUGCUGUCGCAAGGUGGAGAAUUUCAAGGUCGGCGCCUGGUCCGAGGACAGAAGAAAGGUGCAGAAGGAGGUGAGCAUGCGAGCAAGGCAGAAGGCGUCGUUGGCGAGAGCGAGGGUGCGAUCAACAACGAAGAGAUAUGUGUGAGCUUGCCUGCACGAGAAACUGUUUUCUUCAAACGAGAUGAAGAUGUGACCGAUGUUGAUCCGUCAACAUAUCUGCAGCCCGCCUCAAGUAACGCUAUCUUAGUGGAUGCGAUGGCGAAACCCAACGACAUGUUUCAGCCAACCUGUGAACGAGUUCACCCUUGCAAGCAAGCAGGGCUUGUCGAGGCUCUAAAUUUGCUUGGCAACCCUGCUGCACCGAGGUUGUACUUUGUUGUUCCGCCCGACGUGUACGACGACUUCACAUACCAGAACUGUCAUGGUAGCGGGAGGAAGAAGGUGAAGCAUGAAGACGAUACGUUGGACGAGGUGGAGCAAUAUGUCAUCAAGGUCAACUACGCUCACGAGAUUCGUGCCGCGAAGAAAGGCGAUGAAAGUCGUGUGAGAUUCGUGCCGCGAAGAAAGGCGAUGAAAGUCGUGUGA